Messenger RNA from Penicillium pulvis, 1530 nucleotides. Its product is annotated as cytochrome P450. The record is from RefSeq and is a predicted model, not a curated record. The transcript has 5 exons. The coding region runs from base 1 to 1530 and encodes 509 amino acids. NCBI's taxonomy places the organism in Eukaryota, Fungi, Ascomycota, Eurotiomycetes, Eurotiales, Aspergillaceae. Gene Ontology annotation, molecular function: oxidoreductase activity, acting on paired donors, with incorporation or reduction of molecular oxygen; monooxygenase activity; iron ion binding.
AUGGUUUCGCCGGUGGACAUUGCUACGAAUCUAGCCCUUUCAGUGGCGAUUCUCUUCUUGUCUCGCUUCCUGUGGAAUUAUCUUCGCUCUCCAUUGAAGUCCUUCCCUGGACCGGCCAGUGCCAGUUUCACCAAUCUCUGGCGAAUGUACGAUGUGUUCAAGGGUCGUUGCGAUAUCACUCAUAACAAAUUGCACCAAAAGUAUGGGCCUGCUGUUCGUAUGGGCCCCAAUGUCCUCAGUCUCUCCGAUCCAAGUUUGGUGAGCCAAGUGUUCACCACGAAGAACCCAUGGCGCAAGAGUGACAUGUACAACGUCAAUGACGCUGUUGUCGGAGGCGUCCGUUACAAGAAUCUCUUCUCGAGCCAGGAUGAGAAGUGGCAUUCGACUUACAUGCGUCCGAUCAAGAGUAUGUACUCUCUGAGCAGAGUGCAAGAAGUCGAGGAGAAUGUAGACAUCACUAUCAACUUGUUGCUUGAAAAGCUCCGAACGCAGUUCGUUGGUACUGACAAGCCUUGCGAGAUGACUGAUUGGAUCAACUUCUUUGCUUGGGAUGCUAUGAGCCAGGUCACAUUCUCUCAAGAUCUCGGAAUUCUCGAUGCAGGCAGUGACUACCGCGGAUUCGUCGGAAGAUCAAACAAGACCCUCGACUACUUUGCUUCGAUCUGCCAAAUUCCCCUCCUAGAUAUGCUUUUCGACAAAAACCCAAUCAUGCGCAUCGGACCCCCAACCUUCGUCUGGGCAAACAUCUUCAGCGUCGAACAGCUCCAAAAACGCUAUCAACAAGGCACAGAAUCAACCAAAAGCAUCGACUUUCUCUCCAAAUUCCUCGAAAUCAAAAAGAAAGACCCAGAGCUAGUUAACGACAACACCGUCAUCCUCUACCUCCUCUCCAACGUUCUAGCCGGCAGUGAAUCCACAGGAGCAUUCAUGUGCGCAGUAAUCUACUACGUCUUGAAACACCCGAACGUUUACAAGAAACUGCGCGCCGAGCUCCAAGCCGCUGACCUCUCCCUCCCGGCCAGAUGGAAAGAUAUCCAAAAACUAAAGUACCUCGAAGCUGUGAUGCGAGAGUCUAUGCGUGUACACCCGGGUGUUGGCCUUAUGCUUGAGCGAGUUGUUCCGAAGGGUGGCCUGAGUCUUCCAGAUGGCCGCUUCGUUCCCGAGGGUACGAUUGUUGGUAUGAACCCGUGGGUUAUCAAUAAGAACGAAGAUAUCUUUGGUGAAAAGACCGAUGACUUUAUUCCUGAGCGCUGGCUUCAAAGCCCCGGUGAGCCGGAUGAGAGUUUCCAGGCACGUUUUGCGAAGAUGAAGGGUACGGACUUUACGUUUGGUGCUGGGUCGCGUGCUUGCUAUGGACAGUAUCUGUCGCAGUUUGAGAGCUACAAGCUUGUUGCGACGCUUUUUAGCGCUUUUGAUAUGGAGCUGCCGAGUCGGGAUCAUGAGUGGAAGGUUAUUAACUCGUGGUUUGUGAGGCAGGAGAAUAUCCCUGUUCGCUUGAUGGAGCGGACGGGUGAGUCUGUUUCUGUCUAG